Molecule: messenger RNA, 900 nt
Organism: Parastagonospora nodorum SN15
Lineage: Eukaryota; Fungi; Ascomycota; Dothideomycetes; Pleosporales; Phaeosphaeriaceae
Exons: 1
Coding region: 1-900 (299 amino acids)
Molecular function (GO): protein binding
Source: RefSeq, a predicted model, not a curated record
AUGCCCUCAAUUUACCCAAGCAAUCUUCCAGGCCCUGACGAGUCGGCCAGAGGAGUAGGCGAUGUGCUCAUAGGCGAGGACAAGGCGUACUCUCUUCUUAAAGCAUGCUUUUCUGGCGACGACACGACUCUUCGAAGCUUGCUAUCGCAGCCACAAUGGAUCCAAACAAUUCUCGAGGAACCGAACACCAUCUACAGCGUUUGGGUCGUAAGAGGCGUGCCCAAGGCGUCGGCAAGACCAACACUCAACAUCGAACGUUGUUUAACGCUUGCUGCUGCCAACGGUCGCGCUGCUGCGGUGUCUGCAUUGCUUUCCUUCGCAAAAAGCCAGAGCAUCGACACAUCUACCUUCAUGACGAGACCGCUGAUUAAACACGCUAUUGGCGCUGGGAACGCCGCUGUCUUCAAAGCACUUGUACACGCAGACCCGAGAAUCAUCAACCUCCCGCUAGGCCACCGUGCGCUGCCACUCUUCGAGGCCGUCAGGCGGAGGAAAUACGAAGUCGCCGCUGUACUCCUGGAUCACAAAGCAAAUCCAUCACAUCCUAUCAAUUACGGUCCCUACCGCUCGAGUCUCAUGUUUCAAGCCGUGUCUGGUGGUCCCCGCAUGAUUAAGAUGCUGAUUGCACACGGCUUUCCUGUCAACGGUACUGCUGCGUUACACACUGCUGCAAAACUCGAAGAACUCGAAACCAUGCGCCUCUUGCUGCAGCAUGGGGCCGACAUGAAUGAGGCUCUCGAUCAGUGGCGGAACUGGACGCCGAUGCACUUUGCCACCUCUGAGGGGCAACUCGAGGCUGUGGAGUUGCUGCAGGAAUGGGGAGCACACUCCGACUUCAAAGACGAAGAUGGGAAGACAGCUGCGCAGAUUCUGGAAGAGAGCAAGGCUGUUAAGUACUGA